AUGGCGAUUAAAGUGGUAGUUCAUGUGCUGACGACGUAUAUAGCCGUAGUUAGCGUGUUCUGCUUCUGGGAUAAGGAGUACUUUUGGGGGAUCUUCUUCGCUAUAGGCGCUGUGCUGCAAUUCGUAUACGCCAUUGCGGUGGUGGAUAGAAUUGCGUACACCAUGUUGGUUGUGCGUAGAGCUCUGGGAUUCGCCAGGGGUUUCCCGCUGCUGAUCCUCUUCGCCCACGUGGCAGCGCUGCUUCUUGCCACGUGGAUGGGCGUGUGGACGUUCGGAGUGUCAGGGAUCAUGGCGCAGGACCAAGCGAAGCUGGAACGGUGGUGGAUAUUACUGCUCUUCGCGAUGAGCAUAUUCUGGACGGCGGCGGUUUUCUGCAACAUGGUGCACGUGGUGACAGCUGGCGUGAUGUCAGCGUGGUUCGCCGCCAGCUCAGCAGAGCAGAACGCCAGCUCAGCAGCAGCGGGCGAGGCGGCUUCCGCAGCGGAGGAGGGACGGGGAGGUGCGGCGGUGCCACCUCAGCAGUUCCAGUUGGCGCCAGGGCGUGUCACUCUGGAGGCCACGUGGCAUGCUCUGAUUGGCCUUGGGAGCAUUUGCUACGGAUCGCUUUUCAGCCCUCCGAUUCGAGUGAUGCGAUGGAUGAUCCGGGGCGUGCGAGCGUGGUGCAUAGCCAACGAGUGCUUCUUCUUUAUCAUUAACCUCGCAUUCAACUUCAUCGAGGCUCUCACGCGGGCCUUCAAUGCUUUCGGCUUUGUCACGGAGUUUCAAUCGCUCCUCAGUCGAUGCAUGGGAGCUGUUCCAAUCCACAGGCGUGGAGGCAUUCAUAGCAUACAACCUAUCAGGAGCCGUGCUGCUCAUCGCCGUGAUGCUGCUGCUGCUGCUGCUGCUGCUGCUGCUGCUGCUGCUGCUGCUGCUGCUGCUGCUGCUGCUGCUGCUGCUGCUGCUGCUGCUGCUGCUGCUGCUGCUGCUGCUGCUGCUGCUGCUGCUGCUGCUGCUGCUGCUGCUGCUGCUGCUGCUGCUGCUGCUGCUGCUGCUGCUGCUGCUGCUGCUGCUGCUGCUGCUGCUGCUGCUGCCGCUGCCCCUGCUGCUUUUGCUGCUGUUAACGCCACAUUCUCUUCCCCCCCCCCCUGCACCCCCUUCCUGCCCGCCCUCCAUUCCCUCCGCCCCUCAGCUGGCAAUGUAUGGGAGGAGUUUCAACCGGUCAUCCGUCGAUGCAUGGGAGCUGUUUCAGUCGACAGGCGUGGAGGCAGUGAUAGCAUACGACCUCUCAGGAGCAGUGCUGCUGAUGGCUGUGAUGCUGGCGGCGAUGGUGGCAGGGACGGCAGCGGGCGUGUGGGGAUGGUUCGUGGCUCAAGAGCUGGUGGUGGUGAUUGGAGCGAUGGGGAUCGUCACAGGAGCAGCAAUGGUGGGUGCUGGUUUACUUGGAGGUGGAGUGUGGUGGUGAGUGGUUCUAUCUGUGUGGGUGUAACUCUGGGCGUGUGGGGAUGGUUCGUGGCUCAAGAGCUGGUGGUGGUGGUUGGAGCGAUGGGGAUCGUCACAGGAGCAGCAAUGGCGGGUGUGGUGCUAUCGGUGGUGGAGGGGGCAGCGGGUGGGGUGUUGUCAGUGGUGGAGGGAGCAGUCACAGCGACCUACGUCACAGUAGCAGAGGACCCCACUCUGAUUGGCUGCGCGGGUGUGGUGCUAUCGGUGGUGGAGGGAGCAGUCACAGCGACCUACGUCACAGCAGCAGAGGACCCCACUCUGAUUGGCUGCGUCGACGCCGAGUUUGCCGCCCAGUUACUCGACACGCUACACCAGCGGUUACAGCACCGCAGCGGCAAGCCGCUGCCGCCCAGCCUGGCUUCAGAUGGUCUUGUUGGGGGGGUGCCGGCAACAUGA
This is a messenger RNA of Closterium sp. NIES-65, 1875 nucleotides long. NCBI's taxonomy places the organism in Eukaryota, Viridiplantae, Streptophyta, Zygnematophyceae, Desmidiales, Closteriaceae. The record is from the annotation of a GenBank genome assembly.